Dendronephthya gigantea is the source of this 986-nucleotide messenger RNA. RefSeq lists its product as uncharacterized. The coding region runs from base 13 to 957 and encodes 314 amino acids. The record is from RefSeq and is a predicted model, not a curated record. The transcript has 2 exons. NCBI's taxonomy places the organism in Eukaryota, Metazoa, Cnidaria, Anthozoa, Malacalcyonacea, Nephtheidae. Gene Ontology annotation, molecular function: S-adenosylmethionine-dependent methyltransferase activity.
AUUGUAUUUGUUAUGGUAUAUUGGCUUUCAAAACUCUCUUUAUCAUUUAAGUACAACGUUUCCUUGACUACUUUGGUAAAAAAUCUGAAUUUUCGUGGCUUUAAAAUCCGUAAUUUUCGACUUUCAAGAAUGGAUUCUGUGAACGAGGCCGCCAGAGGAUGGGCAAACCCUGAGAUUUCAAAUAUCUACGAAAAAACUCGUCCAAACUACAACCCCGAUUCUGUGGAGUUUCUUUUAGAAAAGACCGGUGCUUUAAAGCCACAUUCAGGCCCAGAACCAUUCACUAUCGUUGAGCUAGGAGCAGGCACUGGGAAAUUUACAAGAGCUGCCCUCAAGGUAUUAGAAAGUCGUAAAGUGGAUAAUUAUAAAAUCAUUGCCACAGAACCACUGAAAGAAAUGUGUGAAACUUUCGCAAAAAUGGUGCCGAAUGUGGAAAUAAUGCAAUGUCCUGCAAGCGAUUUAAGUGGAUUUGCUACCAAUUCUGCAGAUGCUAUUCUGGCUGCAAUGAGUUUUCACUGGUUUUAUUCAAAUCAGAAAGCCAUUGAAGAAAUUCAUAGAAUCUUAAAACCCAAAGCAGUGCUUGGGCUUAUAUGGUACAUGCCUGACCGAUCUGUAUCAUGGAUAAGAAAUAUUGAGAAAGCUCUUGAUCCAAGAUUUAAGGCAGCGAAUCAAGUUUAUUCCUAUGAAGAAAAGGUGGUAAUUCCUUUACGAGAUCAUGCUGGGUUCACGAAUGAGGGAUUUAAUCUUACGGAUUUCACAUAUGCUCAGGAAUUUAAUUUGCAAGGUCUCCUGGAGAGGUAUAAAAGUGUAAGUGUUGUAUCAUCUGCAAAAAUGGAUGAAAAAGAGUUGAUUUUAGGCAUGAUUGAGAAAGAAAUGAAAAUCAACCCUGAUGUAAAAAACAAACAAGAAUAUACCUUUAAAUAUAAAAUGAUGAUCCAUUGGUUUGAAAAGGUUUAAAUGCACUGAAUUUUUCGUUUUAUUUUAAA